AUGUCUGAAUCAAAUUAUUAUUAGUAAUUUGGAAUAAAUCAAUCAGUUUUUAAUAGUGAAUCACCCAAAAAAUUGAGUCCUAUUUUGAAAGUAAGUCAUUCAUAAUCAGAUGGUGAUAUUGAUAUAAGAAAAGAUAGCUAUGGAAAUAUAAUUAAACAUGGAGAGAAAAAACAUCGUAUUUAAUUUAAAUAGAAGAAUGAAGUAUUUAUAGGUAUGAGAUCAAUUGAUUUCAAUAGUUGAAAAUUGGAAAUAAUACAACACUGAUAUGGCAAAUCAAGAAUCUCCAUGUCUUUGCACAAUUUUGUGA
This is a messenger RNA of Paramecium primaurelia, 307 nucleotides long. The record is from the annotation of a GenBank genome assembly. Lineage: Eukaryota; Ciliophora; Oligohymenophorea; Peniculida; Parameciidae.